CUUCACUCGCACCACCCUCUUUCCUAUAGUGCGGAGGUUCUCUUUCCCAUUCUUAACUCUGACCUUAUAGUCUGUGGUCCACCUGUAGACGACUGUCUGCAGCACGGCAGGGCCACCCACAAAGGGCACAUCUGAGAUUGUGUCUGGAACUGGAUCAAAAGAAAUAACACCCUUGCUCAACAAUAAUUCCUCACGGGACAGUCCCCAAUACUGAUCUACUGUGAAGCUGUUUAGCCAAUUGUGUUGUGCUUGACAGAGCAGAAGACUACCCAAACGAUGGCUGGGAAACCCAAAUUGCACUAUGCUCGAGGGAGAGGGAAGAUGGAAUCCAUCCGUUGGCUGCUUGCAGCAGCCGGCGUGGAGUUUGAAGAAGAAUUUAUAGAGAAAAAGGAAGACUUAGAAAAAUUACGGAAUGAUGGACAGCUCCUGUUUCAGCAAGUGCCCAUGGUGGAAAUGGAUGGGAUGAAGAUGGUGCAGACGCGAGCUAUUCUCAACUACAUCGCAGCAAAGCACAACCUCUAUGGGAAGGACCUGAAGGAGAGAGCACUGAUUGACAUGUAUGUGGAAGGAACAACUGAUCUGAUGGGGAUGAUGAUGAUGCUUCCUUUCCAGCCCCCUGAGAACAAAGAAAAGCAGACCAACCUAAUUUUUGAGAGGGCCACAACCAGAUAUUUCCCAGUUUAUGAAAAGGUUUUAAAAGAUCACGGACAAGAUUUCCUUGUUGGUGGGAAGUUCAGCUGGGCAGAUGUCCACCUGCUUGAAGCUAUUCUGAUGGUCGAAGAGAUGAAGCCUGAUGUUCUUUCUGCGUUUCCUCUGCUGCAAGACUUCAAGGCAAGGGUAAGCAACAUCCCCACAAUUAAGAAAUUCUUGGAGCCAGGCAGCCCGAGAAAAUUUGAAUUAGAUGACAAGGCACUUCAAGAGAUCAGGAAGAUUUUCAACAUCUGAGAACAUCUGCUAUGAAGAUCACUACAAAUACUGGCAUGAUUUUAACAGAUCUGUGCGACUUCUCUCUUACUGUUGUUGUUGUUUAGUCGUUUAGUCAUGUCCGACUCUUCGUGACCCCAUGGACCAUAGCACGCCAGGCACUCCUGUCUUGCACUGCCUCCCGCAGUUUGGUCAAACUCAUGUUCGUAGCUUCGAGAACACUGUCCAACCAUCUUGUCCUCUGUCGUCCCCUUCUCCUAGUGCCCUCAAUCUUUCCCAACAUCAGGGUCUUUUCCAAGGAUUCUUCUCUUCUCAUGAGGUGGCCAAAGUAUUGGAGCCUCAGCUUCACGAUCUGUCCUUCCAGGGAGCACUCAGGGCUGAUUUCCUUAAGAAUGGAUAGGUUUGAUCUUCUUGCAGUCCAUGGGACUCUCAAGAGUCUCCUCCAGCACCAUAAUUCAAAAGCAUCAAUUCUUCGGCGAUCAGCCUUCUUUAUGGUCCAGCUCUCACUUCCAUACAUCACUACUGGGAAAACCAUAGCUUUAACUAUACGGACCUUCUUCGGCAAGGUGAUGUCUCUUACUAGUUGGAGGAUAAACAGCGUAGCCCUAUUCAUGUCUAUUCAGCAUUAGUUCCAUUUGAAUUCAGUGUAGCUUACUUCUGGGGAAAUGUAGGUGUAGGAUUGGAGCCUAAAUCCAUAAAAUAGUAUUUCCUCUUGGUUCCGUAGUCUCAAAAGCUUUUGAUUGCAAACGCUUGAAAAAUGUAGUAGAUGAGAACUCUUUUGUGAAGAUGCUGAGGCCUCCUUUAGAUAAUAGUCUAAUGCAACCUCCCCAAACCUGGUAUGAUACCUUCCAGGGGUUUUGGACUACAGCUCCCAUCAGCCACAGCCAGCAUGGCCAGCAGCCAAAGAAUAAAAUUGCCAGAGUCAACAAACAUUUGAUAUUGUGCAAGGAUUUUUUUUCCAGCCGGAACUCACUGGAACUGAGUUCCGCCACCUCUCUGGUGCAUUCCAGAGUUCAAAUGCUACUGAUCACCAUAAUGGCACCGUGGAAAUCCACAAAAGGAGAUGAUGGUACAAUAAAAUACUGUAUGAUGGUACAAUAAAAUGAAAUAAAGCAUUCUACAGUGUUUGUAUUUCAGUGCCAUGUUUUACUUGAGUAUUCAAUAACAUGUCUGUUCUGUCAUGACUAGUUCCUGUUGGUGCUUUGCGUAGAUGUGAUGGGAUCUGUGUGGUCCUGCUGGAUCAGAGGCAAGCAAAAUAUAUCCUAUUAAUGUACUCCCUGCCAGAAAAUGACCUAUUUUCAUAGCCUUCUACAGCAAUUAGACUGACUGGCCAAAGCAGCAAAUUUGCUACAGGCCUGGAUUUCCAGCACCAACAUGUAACUAGACUAGAUGACCGUUGUGUUGAGACUUCUUUCAACUCCUUACAGAUGAAAA
Messenger RNA from Zootoca vivipara (common lizard), 2358 nucleotides. RefSeq names its product glutathione S-transferase. Gene Ontology annotation, biological process: glutathione metabolic process; xenobiotic metabolic process. Lineage: Eukaryota; Metazoa; Chordata; Lepidosauria; Squamata; Lacertidae. The record is from RefSeq and is a predicted model, not a curated record. Gene Ontology annotation, molecular function: glutathione transferase activity.